AUGAGUCACUUUAAACAAGACUGUGUAUUUUUAAAUGCCAGCGCAAGGUAAGAAUACGAUACCAAUGUCUGACUGUAUUUUCGCAUCAGUCACAUGACAAACACUGUUAUGGCAGCUUUCUCCGGGCAUUCCAGUUCCCACCCAUUUAGAACUGAUGAACCAUCCAGUAUAAAUAAAGUUAGUUUAGUUUAGAUUGAUGUUCUCCUAUAUAGAUUUCUCAGGCGCCAGUCACACUAAGUAUAUUUUCCUUGUUUUUACCAGCGGUGGGGAGAUGUGGUCCAACAAAGGAUGUAAGGUUGCUGAUGUCAAUGAAACACACACAACUUGUGAAUGUAACCAUAUGAGUAGCUUCAGUUUGUUGGUCGAUAAAAGCAAACCUAACGUAAGUUAUUACAUUCACAACCCAACGUUUCAACAAUCCAGUCUUCAUCACGGUUGAUCUAAAGUCACAACGUUGUUCUUUAUACUCAAGGGAUGCAUGUCUUCAUUCCCCAACCAGGAAAAAUAUUAUUGUGGAAGAUAGUUACUGUUUUCUCUAUGCAUGGUGAGAUGAGCGUCAUCCUGCUCAUUCUGUGGUUUGCGUUUGAGCUACUGUUCUUCAUUUAACUGUUCAGACACAAACAAUUACAGCUUAUUAAUAUGUACCUACCCUAGGCCCACACGCUUAAAAUAUUAACUAAAUAUGUUCUAUUUAUCACCUAGGAUUUCAUUCCGAAAACCACCCCUGUAUCAACUGGUGAGGGUGGUGCUGGAAGUGGCAGUAGUUCAUCUUCUGGAAUUGUUUAUAUUGCUUUGUUGUUCUUACUCAUCUUGGCUGUUAUUAUCAUCAUUAUAUUUGCUGUCUGGAGGUAUGCCAUACUUCUGUGUUCUUCUUAACUUUUAUAGCUUAAAAACAAACUUUUUAUUGAAAUAAAACGUGACACAACAGAGAUGUAAUUUUUGUACUUUUAUUCUCAGGAAAAGAAAAGGAAAGAGCAAAGAUGAAAAAGACAGUGAAACAACCAAAUCAGGUAUUUGCUUUAAUUGCCCCCAUUGCCCACAAUCCUAUCUGUAAAGGUCUAUUUACAUCACACAAAUUUUGCCUAAAACUGUCGUGUGCAACCUGCCUACAACUUGAGUUGUACUGUGUGAAUCAACAUACAACACGCCUACAACAACGUAGGGGAGUUGUGUUCUUGAUUUACACAGUGCAACUCAAGUUGUGGGCAGGUUGCAUACGACGGUUAAGGUUUUAGGCAAAAGUUGUGUGAUGUAAAUCGACCUUAAAGCUCGUCGUAUUUGAAUUUCUGAAUCAGCAUCCCUAUAGCUGUCAGUUGUGAUAGCGCUGUGUGGUACGUUAAUUGACAGAGAGUUAGAGACCUUGAGUAAGAUUAUCGGUUGCCCUGUGAGAGGGAUAGAAUUCCUGCCUAAACGUGUAAUAAAAGAGGUCAUGGUAUACUGCAUCAAUAUACGCGUUCUCUUCUAGGUAAAGGCGGUGACGAAAACGAAGCUGGCGCAUCAGGAAGUACAACUGAGGUAAGUUCAAGAAACUUUAAUCAUUCUUGCCACAAAGGAUGUGCAGGAAUGUGCAUAUUAAAAUAUCUGUACCAAUAGGGUGGACGUGGUCAAUCAAGUCGAUCGUCGUCUUCAGGGGACAAGAAAAAACGAAAGAGAGGAGAGG
Molecule: messenger RNA, 1660 nt
Organism: Paramuricea clavata
Lineage: Eukaryota; Metazoa; Cnidaria; Anthozoa; Malacalcyonacea; Plexauridae
Source: the annotation of a GenBank genome assembly